Argiope bruennichi is the source of this 4963-nucleotide messenger RNA. RefSeq names its product TBC1 domain family member 4-like. Bases 382 to 4560 code for a protein of 1392 amino acids. The record is from RefSeq and is a predicted model, not a curated record. NCBI's taxonomy places the organism in Eukaryota, Metazoa, Arthropoda, Arachnida, Araneae, Araneidae. The transcript is spliced from 22 exons.
AUUGUGGAGCGAAGGUGAUGAAUAAAUAAUGUAUGCAAGAAAAACACCGUUUCGGCGCUGUUUUGUUUUGGCAUGUUUCAUAGUGGUAUAUUGGUAAGUGUAGUUUGAACGGCGAUUAUGUAAUUGUGUGGGAUGCUCCAAAAUGUAGUACUUAAGAAUUUCUGUACUGCUGUUUGAACAGUGUUUAUUCGAAGAAAGUUGUGAUUUAUUUUUAAGAAUGGAGAUUUCUCACGUGUGUUAUUUCUUCCAAAGAUGGAAACCUACCUAUGCCUCUGGAUUGAGUGAAUUUGUUAGUGGUGCUAAGAAAAUGAGUUUAAUUAACUUCCAAUAUUCAUAAAGUACAAAUUUAUAGCAAAAUUUAGAAAAAGAAAGCUUUGUUGCAUGAAUGAUACUUUUAAAAUGUCGCACCAACAGUCAAACCUAAAAUCAUCAAAAGAUUUGGAAACAUUUCAUUCGAAUGAAAAAUGUAAUAUUCCAAAGUCUGAAUCAUUUUCUUCAAAGAACAGCACAAAUCAUGUCACCUUCCAAAGAACCUACAGGGUAUUUUACCUUGGUUAUGCCGUGCUUGACCGUAGAUAUACUCUACCCAUGUUACCAUGGGUAAUAGCCGAAAUAAAAAGACAUGGCUCGGAUAAUGAAGAAGAAAUAGAUAUAGAAGUAACUGAGCAAUCUUUGAAAGCUACAAGUUGUGCGACUAAAAUGCUAAUUUUUGAGCAUAAACUGCAAACGAUAUCCAAGUUUGCUCAGUCUUCUCAAGAUCCCUCCUGUUUCACUUACAUGACUCGUGAGGUGUCAGCAGGCCCAUGUGCAUAUCAUGUGUUUCAAGCCAAUAAUGAAAAGAUAGUGAUCGAAUUAUUUACAGCCAUGCGAGAAAUGAGCAAAGAAAUGCACCACCCUGUCCUGACGAAAACAAGUAGCGGAGUAGCACUUGAGACUAUCAUUCAUGGAUGUCAGCAGUAUGAAGUUCUUUACUUGGGAAGAAUUAAGGUGUCUGGAAAAAGGGCCCCUCCUACCUUCAUUGAUGAUGCUGUUGAAAAAUUUCGUCUCUUCGAAAUGGAAAAAACGAGAAGUCACCAUGGAAUAAGUAAACGACGGCGACAUGGAAGUGGUGCUAGUGUUUCUAGUCUGCCUUACACUUUAGAUGUUCUUGAAAAACCUUAUGAAAAUGGACUACAGAAACAGAUAAAACUUUCAAGCAAGGAGGAUCUAAGCAGCAGUAGUGGAGUAAGCUCUUCUGAAAGCAUUAGUCAGAAAAGCUUGGAUAUUUUGUCAAGUAACCAAGAUACUCAAUCAAUUAAUCAAAUAUACUGUGAUACUGAUCCUGCCGUACAUUCUCCUCAAAAUUCACUGCUUAACUCUGAUCUAGCAUGUACAUUUCCUGUUCAUUCACAGUCAUUAGUGUCUCAUAGUCAGAGUAUGGAUAUUGCCACAGCUGCUCAAAUGCUGACAGAGUUCAAGCAUUCUGAUUUUAAAUGCAGUUUGAUGCCUCCGUCCUCUCUAAUCACUCAUACUCAGAGUUUAGAUGCUCCAGCAUGUGCAGACAUUGUUCGGGACCUUAGAGACAUUGAUCCAGGUGUAAUACUCAGGGACAGAGUACGCUCUUGUAGUGGUGAUAUACCGAGAGCAAAACAGACCUCUCUUCCUACAUUUCACAAUAAAGGAGCUGAAAAUAGUGGAUUCUGUGAUGUUCGGCGACCUCGUGCUUAUACUAGUCCUAAUCCAUCUGACAACCGUCAGUGUAAUCGAACCAUGCUGUUCUUAAUAGGUCGUAUGGAAAUAUGCUUAAUUGGAACAGACAAGAAGCAGAUGCUGAUGUGCAAAACUUUUAACGAUAUUGCACAUUGUUCACAAGGAGUUAAACAUUUAGAUCAUUUUGGUUUUAUAUGCAGAGAAACUACGUUAUCUGGUGCAGACUGUUAUUCAGGUUAUAUCUUCCGAUGCCAGACUGAGAAAGUGGUGGAUGAAAUGAUGCAGACUCUCAAACUAGCAUUUAGCAAAGCUCAUCAAAAUUAUCAAAAACUCUUAGAAAAGAGUAUUCCAGUGCCAAAAGUCUUCAUUUGUGAUUCUUGUCCUAUGCAUUGGUUCCAUAAAUUAUGUUCGGAUGUCGAAGGUUUAUCUCCGGAAGAAGCACAUUUGAUAAUUUUGAGGAGACUUGGGUCUUUGUCCGACAAUGAUAAAGAAGACAUUAUAGUGAAGUUCCAGGAAACUACUAACAAUGGUGAACAAGAGCAAAAUGAAAUCCUGAUGAUGCUGUUAAGAGAACUUUGUGAACAAAAGCAACUAAAACAUACUCAUAAUAACAGUGCACACUUGAAUGGGAAAAACGCUCUCCAUGUCAAGGAAAAAAGUUCUAAAUUGGAAAGAUUGGAUUCUUUUCGCCAGAAAGCUAAGAAAUCUUUAUCGAGUUCCUUUGAAACAUUUUUAAAGCUUACCAAUCGAGAAGAUUUAAAAGAUUCAUCUUCUGGUUUGGGAAACAGAGCUGCAUCUGUUAGUGAGCAACCAUCAAAAGAUUUGGAUACAAGAUCUUACCGAGAAGGUAGUUGUGACAGCAGUCGCUAUCUUUCUGAGAGAACAUCACCAUUAAGUACUCGUCCACGAAGUUCUACCUUUACAUCAUCCCGUGAAGUGAAAUCGCCAUCUUCUAAAAAAAUAAAUAAUAAACAAGAUUCCUCUCAAAAUAAAAGACCGAUUAUGAACAUGUUUAUGAAAGCUAGUACUCCAAUAAAAACACCAUCAACCGGACAAACAGAAUCUAAGGGAUCAUGGAGACAAGCAAUUUUCCAUCGUGUGCAGACUCCUAAUCGGAGCCAAAAUACUCAUGUCAGUAAUGAAGGUCAUUUAAGUCAUGGACUUUUGAGUGAUGGAUCUAAAUUUCAUGUCAAAAAAACGAAAGAAGAAUUGCGAGCUUUAUGGAAGAAAGCUAUACUUGAGCAAAUUUUAUUGAUAAGAAUGGAUAAGGAAAAUAUGAAACUUCAAGUUAAUCAAGAUGCUGUUUGUCAUAAGCGUAUGAAACUUAAUUAUGAAGAAAUUACUCCAUGCAUCAAAACUACUAUUCAAGAGUGGGACGAAAUUCUUAAUGACCCCAAGCGCAAUGAGCGUAUGGAUAAAGGGCGAUUAAUGGAAAUGGUGAAAAAAGGAGUUCCGCGUCACAGGAGAGGAGAAAUUUGGCAGUAUUUAACACAACAAUCUCAAGACGUUUGGUGUGGCUCUAGUAAGGAUCUUCAAUCAAACGAGACAUAUGACGAACUUUUGAAGCAGCUUACAUCUCAUCAACAUUCUAUCUUAAUCGACAUCGGACGGACUUUUCCGAAUCAUCCUUUUUACUCCCAGACGCUGGGGCCUGGCCAGUUAUCGCUGUUCAAUCUCUUGAAAGCAUAUUCCUUGCUCGACAAAGAAGUUGGAUAUUGUCAAGGACUCAGUUUUGUCGCUGGCAUUCUUCUCUUGCAUAUGCCUGAAGAUCAAGCGUUUUCUUUGAUGAAAUACCUUAUGUUCAACUUAGGGCUUCGUAGACAAUACAAAACAGACAUGGUAGCUUUUCAAAUUCAAAUGUAUCAGCUGUCUCGCCUCAUCCACGAUAACUACAGGGAUCUUUAUGAUCAUCUUGAAAAAUUUGAUAUCGCACCUACAUUGUACGCAGCUCCAUGGUUUUUAACUUUGUUUGCUUCUCAGUUUCCAGUAGGAUUUGUAGCUAGACUUUUUGAUUUGAUUUUCCUCUGUGGAAUGGAAGUAAUUUUUAAAGUGUCACUUUUACUUCUUGGCAACUACAAAGAUUGUAUUUUGAAUUGUGACAGCUUCGAAUCAGCAAUGAAUUUUCUCAAAGUCUCGCUGCCUUCUAUCGAAGUUUUCCAAAUGGAAAUUAUUUUUAACCAGGUUUUGAACCUUGAUAUCACCAGACAGUUACAUGCCUAUGAAGUAGAAUAUCAUGUUCUUCUGGAAGAAAUGGUUCACUCUCCAAGUAAGGACUGUGAAGAACUGGAAAAUUUGAGAUCAGCUAAUAAGAAACUCAAGGCACAGAAUAUGGAGCUAAUGGAACAGUUACAGGUUGCUUACUCAAGGAUUCAUAGCCUCGAAACUUCCAACUCCAGCUUGAAAAGUACAGAGAAGCGUUUGGAAGAGAAUAUCGCUUGUUUACUGGAAGAAAAGGAGGACCUUAUCUAUACGUUGAAAAUUAUGAAGAAACGUUUUGAGUCUCGAGAGGUGGCUCGUCUCAAAAGGGAAAGUACUCCGGAAGAAGAAGAGGAGCACCCUCCUCCCUUUGGUGUUGUGUACGCUCUGGCAGGUACGGAGAAAGAAGAGGAUGAGCACUUCAGGGCCUUUAUAAAGAAGUAUUGUCAAGGGAAAGCAGUAGAGAGAGCGGAUGAUAACAAACCAUCAACAAGUGGCGGUAAUGAAUCGUCGACUGGUGGUAUCAAAGCAGAUGCUGAAUCUUCAAAUACUGAAAGUCAAGUCCAUGAUAAAAUACUUAAAAGUGAAGUCGAAGAUGAACUUUUAAGUGAAGUGAAUGUCGAAAACUCCAGUGAAAACGUCAUUGAAGAUACUGCUGAUUUCACUGUUUUGUAAACAAGUUUUGAAAUUAUUAAAUCUUGUUAACAUUUAUAGCAAAUUUAACUCACACAGGAAUAAAUGGUGCUGUUUUAUGGGCACAAAUUAUUUAAAAAACGUUGUUACAUAAGAAGUUUUAAUAAUAUUGUAUACUGCUAAGCAGUGGUUCUGAUCUUUACAUCAAAUACUCGAAAUGAUAAUGUUAUUUAAUAAGUGAACUUUUAAAUUUUACUUAAUUAAAUGUUAUAUAACAAACAUAUAUGUAGCCAAUACUCAUAGGAAGGAUUCCUGUAAAAGUCACUAAUUGUUAUUUUUAAAAUUUUCUUAAUUCUCAGUUUGAUUCUGUAAGUCAUAUAAGCACUCAAUGUUGAUUACAUGUAAAAUUUGUUAAAAGAAAUAAAAUAAAUACUAAUGUAUUCGA